Molecule: messenger RNA, 1891 nt
Organism: Coccinella septempunctata (seven-spotted ladybird)
Lineage: Eukaryota; Metazoa; Arthropoda; Insecta; Coleoptera; Coccinellidae
Product: scoloptoxin SSD14-like
Exons: 8
Coding region: 152-1570 (472 amino acids)
Biological process (GO): glutathione catabolic process
Cellular component (GO): plasma membrane
Molecular function (GO): glutathione gamma-glutamate hydrolase
Source: RefSeq, a predicted model, not a curated record
GAGAGAGAAAGUGAGCGGAAUGCUUACCUUGAGUCAUUUCUAAACAUUCUUCCUUUUCCUUAACAAGCAUGUGUGAAUUAUGAAAAGUACAGUUACUUAAUUGAACUUUGUCAAUAUACAAACCAGAGGUUUCCCAAACAAACUUUGUGAAAUGGAAACUGACUACAAUUCGCAAGGAGAAAUUUCAAGAGAAGAUUUGCCUCUAAAAUCAAAUAAGCCAACGUCAACUUGCGAAGAGUAUAUAGGUGGUUCCAAAUUCAUUAACAUCUCUUUUGGUACACUCACUGUUAUAAUUACUAUCGCUUUGUUAUUACAAAUUUAUUACGGAGAUUAUCAGGUAGUACCCCAUGGUAGCGUUGCAACAGAUAAUCUAGAGUGCUCUGAGAUUGGUACAGCAGUUCUAAAAAAGGGUGGAAAUGCUGUUGAUGCUGCCAUAGCAAGCACAUUUUGUCUUUCUGUUUUCGCCCCCCAUAUUACAGGAUUAGAUGCAGAUGGGCAACUUUUAAUGUACAAUCACAGGUUGAGAGCCCCAGCAGUAUUGGUGGAUUUUAGCAAUUUAAAUGUAUCCACUGAUUUACCAAGGCUGGUACUAGGAUUAGCCUAUUGUCACAAAAAAUACGGGUCCUUAUCUUGGAAAGAUUUGAUAGAGCCUUCAAUAAAAUAUGCAAGAGAUGGUUUUUUAGUUUCGAAAGUAUUGGUUCAGGCGGUGCAACUAAGAAAAGCCGUCGAAUUAUUCGGACAUUUAGAAGCAAGCCAACUCAUUAGAGUUAAAAAGUUACCCGAAACAAUGCAAAGUAUCGCAGAAGUUCCUGAGAAUCAAUUGUAUUCCUACAUAAAGCCAGAUAAUACACCAAUAGAAACUGAGGCAUAUAAAUUUACUUUCAAUAAUUAUAACAUUUUCGUACCAAAUGUACCAUCGAUAGGUCCUGAACUGGCUGUAGUCAUGAAACAGAUUGAAAAAUUCAAAUUUACCUUGGAGGACACCAAGAAAACGAGGUUUUUCUAUAAGAUGGCUGAAAUAAUGCAGAUAGUUUACAGAGAUUUCAACAUCGGAUUGAAAUUUCACGAAGGGGUAUCUGCAAAUGUUGUUGCAGUUGAUAAAGAUGAUAAUUAUGUAUCUUUGAUCACAGGCUUAACAUUCCUUUUUGGGAGUGGGGAAAUGACAUCAUCUGGUUAUAUCAUGAACGCUAAGUUGGAAAACAGACAAUGUAGCAGGUUACCUAUACUAAUAACCGAUGCAAAUCAUGUUUGCGGAAGGAGGAUUAUCUUCGGUGCCAAUAACAUCGCAAUGGCAGCUCAGGUCAUUUCAUCACUUCUUCUGGCCGAUAUGAAUGUUACGGAGAGUAUAGAAAGUCCCAGAUUCCACUUGUCCCCUAUUGGUACCAUCGGAUUAGAAAGGUUCCAUUAUCCAUCCUUCGAUAAAGAGAUCGCUCAGUAUCUUCAGUCCUUGAGUUCUGUACCGUAUCCAGUUUACGAACCUUACGAAAGUGUCAAUAUUGUGGAGAAGACCGGGGAUUUGUUGAGCUCCCAUUCGGACAGUCGAGGGGGUGGCAUAGCGAGCAGAUUUUGACGAAAUCUUCCAAGGUAAAACGCUUUGGAACUAUUACCAAAAAUUAGAUUGAUAUUAACAGCUGACUAAGUACUUAUUUAUUCAAAUACUCGAUAUGUUGAAAAUAUUUUAAAAAUUGCAAGGUAUUGUAUAUUUUCGAGAACACUAAAUGUUUUUUUAGGGUUCUUUCUGUGAUAUUGUAUUGUUGACCUUCUUUAAGUUAUUUGAUAUUAAUUUUUUACUUUAUUUAUUGACCGAUAUUUCACAAUUAUUAAAAUAGAAAUAUGUACAAAUAAUGUUGAAAAAAUAUAUUUAAUAUUAAAUUAAAAUGAUGAAACCAGA